This is a messenger RNA of Penicillium oxalicum, 3552 nucleotides long. Its product is annotated as hybrid sensor histidine kinase/response regulator. The transcript is spliced from 5 exons. Gene Ontology annotation, molecular function: phosphorelay sensor kinase activity; protein binding; histidine phosphotransfer kinase activity. NCBI's taxonomy places the organism in Eukaryota, Fungi, Ascomycota, Eurotiomycetes, Eurotiales, Aspergillaceae. Gene Ontology annotation, biological process: protein autophosphorylation; phosphorelay signal transduction system. The record is from RefSeq and is a predicted model, not a curated record. Bases 1 to 3552 code for a protein of 1183 amino acids.
AUGACACCGGGAGCUAAAAGCGGCGAGGGCGGCGUUCCCCGCCGAUUUGCCUACAAUCAAGAUGCCGCACGCGAGCGAGAAAUGCACCUAUAUCUGCCAUAUUGGGGCUUUUCCGAAUCCGAGAAAUUCGCGCAGCAAUCCGUUGGACACCAUCCCAAUGUCUCUCGGGACAACGUUCUGACCGUCUUUGCCCAACUGGCAAGUUUGCGACUGGAAGCCAGUCGAGCCCUCAUCUCCCUCUUCGAUCGGACAACACAGCAUGUGGUCGCGGAGGCGACGCCGCAUCUGGGUUUACGGAGCGCGAAAAGUGGUCAGGAUGCGAAAUGCCUCUGGCGAGGAGUCCAGCGACUCCCGCGAGAUCAUAUCCCCAUGUGCGACCAGGCGAUGAGCACAUUUGUGAAUGAGAAAAAGGACAUGUUCCUGGUGUCCGACCUCAAGGCCGACCCCCGUUUCCAAUCGCACAACUCGGUCACAGGUCCUCCGCAUCACCGAUUCUAUGUCUCCGUUCCGAUCAAAUCUCUCGACGAAUAUGUUAUCGGUAGUAUCGCAGUCCUGGACGAUAAGCCGCGCGACUCCCUGACGGACGAACAGCACCAUUUUCUGCAGGAGCUCAGUCUGACGGUCAUGGAUCAUUUGCUCUCACAGCGGGCCAUGCGGGAGGAGUAUCGCGAGGAAAAGAUGGUUCGCGCGCUCGGAUUGUUCGUUCAAGGAAAGUCUGAUCUUUCAGAGGGCAUUGAUAGUCGCUAUGGCACAGAGUCCAGCCUCAAUCAACUCAACGCGAAAUUGGAGCAGUUCAAGCUGUCCAAGCAAAAGGGAACCCCCGAGGAGAACGACACCAACCACGAUGGAAGAGGACGCAGUUCCGACACACCCGAAGACAGUGCAACGGAUCGGGAGUUCGAGAAGGGGGAGUCGACGAGAAGUCGCUCGCCAGUCCACAAGUUCAAAGUGGACGAGCAGGUGCAAGAGCAAGACCCCAACGACAACUCCAAGGCCGAGAAUGCGCAACGGCCGUCCUUGUCUCCGACGACCAGUCAUUUGCAGAAAUCGCUAGCGCCAUCAAAUGUGCAAUCAGUCCUCAACCGAGCCUCGUGUCUCAUGAAUCAGGCGCUGGAUGUGGAGGGGGCUAUGUUUAUAGACGCUACAGUGUAUGCUCGACGCCAGAUGAUUGGGUCUGACAACCAAGAAGGCCCAGAGUCAGUUAUGUCCCACCUUGAGUCUGAGGACCACGAACUGAAUUUGGAUGACUUCCACGGGCCGAAAAGUUUAGUACUCGGCUACUCUACAUCGGAGAAUUCGAGCAGAGAUAAUGACCAGGCCAGCCAUUACGUGUCUUUGCCGGGAGCUUUCGUCUCCUACCUGAUCGACAAAUAUCCCCGAGGAAAGAUCUUCCACAUUGAGAAGGAUGGUUCUGUCGCAUUAAGUUAUGAGGGCCUGGCUGAUGAUGUGACCCAGAAUCACAGAAACGCCAAGACAGUCUUGGAGGAGCAACCAAAGGAGAAAAACCUCCGGGAGGAAACUCUGGAAAUUCGCCAACUACACAAGAUUCUACCGGAGGCCCGAUGCAUUGCAAUCUACCCAGUCUGGGACUUCCAACGGAGCCGCUGGUUUACCGUGAAUCUCGUGUGGUCCAACGACCCAGGCCGAGUCUUGUCAGAACCCAAGGAUUUGACCUACAUGGCCGCUUUCAGCAACAGUGUCAUGGCUGAGGUCUCGAGAAUGGACAUCGAGGCGGCCGACAGAGCGAAAAGUGAUUUUAUCUCUUCCAUCUCGCACGAACUUCGAUCACCCCUUCAUGGCGUUCUUGGUACAGUGGAAUUGCUCCAGGAGACGGCGACCACGUUCACCCAGCGUGGUCUGGUUGAAACUGUGUACAGCUGUGGUCGUACACUCUUAGACACCCUCAAUCAUUUACUGGAUUACGCCAAGAUCAACACGAUGAUGGCGGGCAAGUCGCCUAAUCAGGAUGGUAAACAGUCCGGAAGUUCUGGUUCAAAUAUCGCCGUUCCCGGCCUUGUUCAAGACGAAGAUCUCAGUAUACUCGUGCAAGAGGUGGUGGAAGGGUUACUUGCCGGAGCCGAAUUUUAUAAUCGGGAAUCCAGCUCUGCCACCGAGCCAAACAGUAAGGGGAAUCGUCAAUCUUCCCACUUCACUCCAAUGGGAAACCACGGUCGUCGCAUCAUGACGAUUGUGGACAUUGAGCGCCAUGACAGCUGGCGCUAUCCCGUUUACGCUGGAGCGUGGAGGCGAGUGGUGAUGAAUCUGUUCGGCAAUGCUUUGAAAUACACCCAAGCUGGGUACAUCAGACUUUUCAUGAAGAAGUGCACUAUGACAACAAAUGACAAGCAGACAGUACCAGCAAUCUGCCUCACGAUUAGUGACUCCGGCCGAGGCAUGUCCCAGGAUUUCCUGCUUCAUCAUCUCUACAUCCCAUUUUUGCAAGAGGACACGCAAGCUCCUGGAUUGGGCGUGGGACUUCAUUUGGUGCAUCAGAUCGUCAAGUCCUUGAAUGGGAAAAUUGAAUUCAGGAGCGAGGUGGGCAAAGGAACCGAUGUCGACGUAAUCCUGCCCGUCCCAGGCCCCAAACCUGGUCCCACCUCUCCGUCACAAUUCGAUUACCUACGUGAACGUCUCGAGGGAAUGACCGUCUCCCUCUUCACGCAGAGCUUGGCCAGGGAUGAUCUCGGAAUUCGCCCUGAUGUGUUUGAAGAAAUUCGAACGACCUUGAGUCGGAUGGUUAGUGACUGGUUUGGUUUGAAAGUGCUGGGCCCCGAGGAACUGAAGCAGCAAGAUGCGGACUUCUUGAUCGUCACUGAACACGAAUAUCGGUCGUUGGCUCACGAUUCCGCGGAAUCGGACGUGGGGAGUCUGGUGAAAUCAAAGAGCUCUCACCCUUUGAUUGUGCUCAGUGCUCAGGCCAGUAGUUGGAGAGUGGUCAAAGAGCGUAAUCAAGAUCGGGCGUUAUUCUUGUCCCAACCGGUGAGCCCUAAGACCAUGGCAACGGUUUUCGAGCAUUGUCUGGACCAGGAUGGAAUUCCCGAGGCAUCUACGACACGGUCGGGCAGUUAUUCUCCAAGGUCAUCUCGAGAGAACAGCGCCGAAAAGUCCGAAAGUGGCAGCAAGAAAACCGACGCUGAGCAAGCAGUGGCCAAUAUAGAAGAAGAACAAGAAGAGCCAGUGAAGAAGGUGCUUCUUGUCGAAGAUAACAAUGUCAACUUGAAGAUCAUUGAGACUUGUGUUCGCAACGCAGGGCUGGCCUACGAGUCCGCCGUGAAUGGGCUACAAGCAUUGGAGAAGUUCAAAGGCGAACGAUUCGACGCAGUCGUAAUGGAUAUUUCCAUGCCCAUCAUGGACGGUCUCACCGCGACUCGAGAAAUGCGAAUGUACGAAAAGAGCGCCGGCCUGCCCCGCACCGCCAUCAUCAUUCUGACAGCCGUCCUCUCCGCGGACAUGCAACAAGAAGCGCAAGUCAGCGGCGUUGACAAGUUCUUGACUAAACCAACACCGCUCAAGAAACUCCGGGAGUUACUUCAAAACCUACCCAACUUAUGA